Molecule: messenger RNA, 3218 nt
Organism: Arabidopsis arenosa
Lineage: Eukaryota; Viridiplantae; Streptophyta; Magnoliopsida; Brassicales; Brassicaceae
Source: the annotation of a GenBank genome assembly
AUUUCAGAGCAAAGUUUUACUCUUUAAGUUCACAUGUUUUUGAAGUCAUGCAGAUAACAUGUUCGAUGAUAUUACUGUUAGUGAUGAUGAUGAUAAGCGUUUCAGGUUUUUCCGACUUUGAAGCUCUUUUGGAGCUUAAGAAAGGUUUUCAAAGUGACCCUUUUGGAAAAGUUCUUGCUUCGUGGGAUGCUAAAGCUUUAUCUACUGAUAGGUGUCCGUUAAACUGGUACGGAGUUACUUGUAGUAGCGGAGUUGUUACUUCCAUUGAUUUGAAUGGUUUAGGUUUGCUUGGGAAUUUCAGUUUCCCAGUCAUUGUUGGUCUCAGGAUGCUUCAGAAUUUGUCGAUUUCGAAUAAUCAGUUUGCUGGAACUCUCUCUAACAUUGGUUCUUUUAAGUCUCUGAAGUAUUUGGAUGUUUCGGGUAACUUGUUCCGUGGCUCGUUACCUUCUGGAAUUUUGAAUUUGAGGAACCUUGAGUUUGUGAAUCUCUCUGGUAAUAAUAAUCUGGGAGGAAUGGUUCCUGCUGGUUUUGGGAGUCUUGAGAAGUUGAAGUACCUUGAUUUGCAAGGCAAUAGUUUCUCUGGGGAAGUGAUGAGUCUGUUUUCCCAGCUAAAUAGUGUGGAGUAUGUGGAUAUAAGCAGGAACAACUUCUCGGGUUCGCUUGAUCUGGGUCUCGCAAAGUCAAGCUUUGUUUCUUCGAUUCGUUAUUUGAACGUAAGUGAGAAUUCUUUGGUAGGGGAGCUAUUUUCUCAUGAUGGUAUCCCCUUUUUCGAUAGCUUAGAGGUGUUUGAUGCUAGCAGUAAUCGAUUGUCUGGUUCUGUUCCAGUCUUCAGUUUUGUUGUCUCUCUUAAGAUUCUUCGGUUGCAAGACAAUCAGUUGUCGGCUUCUCUACCACCGGGCCUUCUGCAAGAGAGUUCGACCAUCUUAACUGAGCUAGAUCUUAGCCUCAAUCAACUUGAAGGUCCUGUCGGAACUAUAACCUCUUCAACACUAGAGAAGCUCAAUUUGUCUUCAAAUAGACUAUCGGGAUCCUUACCUCUGAAGGUAGGGCAUUGUGCCAUUAUUGAUCUGAGUAACAAUAAGAUUUCAGGAGACUUGUCAAGGAUACAGAAUUGGGGGGAUUCUAUAGAAAUUAUUCGGUUGAGUUCAAACUCACUCACUGGAACACUACCUGGCCAAACUUCUCAAUUUUUGAGGCUGACUUCACUUGAGGUUGCUAACAAUUCGUUGCAGGGUGUACUACCAUUUAUUUUAGGAACGUAUCCUGAACUGAAAGAGAUUGAUCUCAGUCACAACCAGCUUAAUGGCGUCAUACCGAGUAAUCUGUUCAUAUCUGCAAAGUUGACGGAACUCAACCUGUCAAAUAAUAAUUUCUCUGGUUCACUUCCUCUUCAAGAUGCAAGUACUGCGGGAAACCUCAGCUUGACCAAUAUUGGUCUGUCGCAUAACUCGUUAGGUGGAGUUCUCUCAGAGGAACUAACUCGCUUCCACAAUCUGAUUUCUCUUGACCUUUCUUAUAACAACUUUGAAGGGAAUAUCCCUGAUGGCCUCCCAGACAGCCUAAAGGUAUUCACUGUCUCUGCCAAUAAUCUCUCUGGAAAUGUGCCUGAGAAUCUUAGACGGUUUCCAGAUUCAGCGUUUCAUCCAGGGAACGCCUUACUAAAUGUCCCCGUUUCUCCAGAAACAUCAAAAGAUAAAACAGAUAUGACCUUACGGAAGCAUGGGUAUCAUAUGAAGUCUUCCGUAAAGGCAGCCCUGAUCAUAGGCUUGGUCGUGGGUGCUGCUCUACUUGCUCUUGUUUGUGCAAUGUUUCAUUUUACGUCGAGAAAGCAACAUGAUGAAGAGAAGUCGGAUGUGACUGGAGAAAAGAGCAUUGUUCAAAAAACUGAACCUUCUUCUUCCAAUGUGAUUGCAGCAAAAAACAGUGUACAGGAAAAUGAAUCUUCGUCUUCUACUACUUCUACUCCCUCAAUCAAAGCCAAGCUACCGGUUUCUUCUUCACGCUUCUCCCAAUAUAGUGACUCUGAGAAUUCUUCACCAUUUUUGAAAGAACCUACAGAGGAGCUUCACUCUGACUCAACCAAAAAAGAUGAAGCCUUGUCAUCCCAAGUAUCUUCGUCAACUCCAUCGCUUCCUAAAAUCCAGAAUUUACCAGAUAAUCCUAGGUCUCGCCAAACUUCUAUGAGAUUGGAUGGGAACCUGUAUAUAUUCGACAGUUCUCUUAAGCUUACAGCAGAGGAACUGUCUCGUGCUCCGGCUGAAGCUAUCGGAAGAAGCUGCCAUGGAACGCUGUACAGAGCAGUGCUCAAUUCUGAUUCUGUAUUAGCGGUCAAAUGGUUGAGGGAAGGGACUGCAAAAGGUAAGAAGGAAUUCGCAAGGGAGAUAAAAAAACUUGGGAGCAUCAAUCACCCAAAUCUUGUUUCUCUUCAGGCUUACUAUUGGGGUCCGAAAGAACACGAGAAGCUCAUCAUAUCAAGAUACAUGGAUGCACCCUGUUUAGCUUUCUAUCUCCAAGAGGCUGGACAGCUAAACCUCCCACCAUUGUUACUGGAAAAUCGUCUUAAAAUUACUCUGGACAUAGCUAGUUGUCUUAGUUAUCUGCACAAUGGGGAAGCAAUUCCACACGGGAAUCUAAAAUCAACUAAUGUUCUCCUGAAACCUCCUGAACUCACUGCACACCUAACAGAUUACAGUCUUCAUCGAUUAAUUACACCAGAAGCCACGUCAGAGCAAGUCUUGAAUGCAGCUGCUCUCGGCUACUGCCCUCCAGAGUUCGCAAGCUCGAGUAAACCGUACCCUUCUCUGAAAAGCGAUGUGUAUGCCUUUGGGGUCAUUUUGUUAGAGCUUUUAACAGGAAAGGUAUCAGGAGAUAUAGUUUGCAGUGAUCCAGGGGUCGUUGAACUCACUGAAUGGGUUCUACUGCUUGUGGGACAAAACCGUGCAACUGAGUGUUUUGAUCCAUCCAUUAUUGGGUCACAGGGCUCAAGGAAUGCUUCUGGAGUUCUUACUGAUGUCUUGCAGGUUGCCCUGAGCUGUAUCUCACCAGCACCAGAGAGACCGGAUAUGAAGUUGGUCUCUCAAGAGCUCUCCAGAAUUGUUCUCAAGAGGACAGCAAACUAGAAGAGCUUUCGUUGUGAAUGUCGCUGUAAAAAUGCCUUGUUGGAUUCAUUUUGUUCCAUUAAUUCCGUUUUUGUUAUAGCAUAAAAUGAAACUGUAAAU